AUGGGGUUUGAAGAGUUCGAACCCAUUUAUUGCGAACCGAAAGCAGAAUGGGGGAAGAGCUCCGACUUCGGACGUUCUGCCGCUCCUCUCCGGAGAUUCAUGAUGCAUGUUUUUGCUCCAGACUACUACCACCUCAAGAUUCAAGCAACCGAUUACAGCUCGAACACUUUUGAAGCUAAUAAGUCCAUUACGCAGCUGGAAGACUUGCAAGAUAGCAUUGGAAUUGGUGGCUCAUGGUCUGAGUUUGUGGACUACUUUAUAUCUUCACUUGAAUCUGAAGAUGUCAAGCUUGUGCUGGAGAAGCAUUCGGGUGGUGAUGGUGCUGCAUCGGCAAGAUUGGUUUCUCAGAAAACAAAAGGAAUGCCUUUGAUCUCCAUUUCUCUCAGGAGAGUUUUGGACUGUGAUGCAAAGGAUGUCAUGGCAGAUAUCUCUUUUGGCCUCUUCAAGACGCUCAAGUGUCCUCCAAAGAUGACGAGACAAGGUCAAGGGGAAGGGUAUUCUUCGCAGUUGAUGAAAGGAGUAGCAACAGAUGAAAAGACAAGCAACCAGCUCGAGAUACUGCAGCACCAAAGAAAGUUAUCAAUCGCGUUGUGCCAGCACAUCGCAGGCGAUGCUGAAGAUGACAACGAAGAAAGUUAA
Messenger RNA from Linum tenue, 639 nucleotides. NCBI's taxonomy places the organism in Eukaryota, Viridiplantae, Streptophyta, Magnoliopsida, Malpighiales, Linaceae. The record is from the annotation of a GenBank genome assembly.